This is a messenger RNA of Prorocentrum cordatum, 2263 nucleotides long. The record is from the annotation of a GenBank genome assembly. NCBI's taxonomy places the organism in Eukaryota, Dinophyceae, Prorocentrales, Prorocentraceae.
AUGAGCGCCUUCGCGGGCGUGCCGAGGCGUCUUCGCAGCAGGCGCUGCCCGGUGCCGAGCCGGUUCCUCGUGGCGGCGAAGGAGGCGCCGCCGCAGGCCCGCCAGAGGGCCUCGAGCUCGCAGCGGCCGCUGCGCCCUGGCCCGCAGGGGGGCUCGCCAGAGGCGGCCGCGUGUCCCGCCACAGGCCGCGAGGCCCUCGAGCAGGCCCUUGCGCCGAGGGCUCGGAUGGAGGCCGCGCUGGCCGCCGCCGCUGCGGACCCGGCACCCGUCGCGGCGGCUCUGGCAGGGCGGCAGGCGCAGGCCGCGUUCGGCCUGGACCGCCAGCGGGCAGGGCCGGAGACCACGGGCGGCACGGGAGGCGCACUGGCGGCCGGGCGCGCGGCGCUCGCCCGCGAGGCGGCCCAGGCUGCUCGCCCCUGGGGCGCCGCGGGUGCGGCGCGCGGCCUGCUGGUGGAGGACUGUGCCGCCGCCGCCGCUGCAGCGGCCGCGGCGGCCACGGCGGAGGCCCUCCGCCCCUCGGCCGCCAGGCUGGCGCGCGCGGUGGCGGUCUCGUGCCAGCUGCUGGGCGCGGAGCUGGGCGCGGCGGCACAGGCAGCCGAGGCGCGGAGGCUCGCCGCCACGGGCGCGCUGCACGAGGCCACGCUGGCGAGCUUUCGGCAGCGGGGGCCGCAGGUGCUGAAGGAGCAGAGGGCGGCACUGGAGCAGGAGCUGCAGCAGAGGCGCGGGCAGGUUCUGGAGCGGGCGCUGGAGGAUGUGCGGGAGUACGGCACAACGGAGCAGCAGGCGCUGCAGGAGACAGCAAGGCAGACCCUGGCGGAGAGGCUCAAGGGGACCCGGGACGGCCUCUCCGAGAGGCUGGCCGUGUUGGAGGCUGCCGUGGCUCGGCUGGCAGACGUCGAGGCGACGGGCCAGCUCGGCGAACGCUCGUGUGGGAGCAUCUGUUCCGCGGUGCUCGCAGCACGGGGGAACCCCGCACAGCAGGGCCUCGGCGGCCGCGGGUGCGCCGUUGCAGACAACUUCGCGCGUGCUCUGCUGGACCAGGUCCCUGCCCUCGCAGGCGACUCCACGCCCUGCGCGGUGCCGUGCAGCCCCUUCGAGGGGUUCCCGGAGCGCGCGGCCUCCCUGGCGGCCGCCGCCCUGGCCCCCCCUGGCGGCGGCGGCGCUGCCGCGCUGGUGGGCUUCCUCUUCGCCCGCGCCGUCGUCUUGGGCGCGGACCGCGGGCUUGGCGCCGAGGCGAACGACGAGCGGCCCUGCUCAGAGGCGCGCCGGAACCUGGCCGCGCUCUCGGGCGCGGGCACCCUGGCGGCGCGGGGCCAGGCCGCGGAGGCGCUGCUUCUGCUCGAGGGCGGCCUCGCCGGAGAGUGCCGCGCCGCGGCGCGGGAGUGGAUGGCGGAGGCGCGCCGCUCGCUGGAGGCGCAGCAAGCCCUCAGGGCCCUGCUCGCGCGGGCGCGCUGCCUCGGCCGCGCCGAUGGCCACGCCGAUGGGCCACGCGAUGGUAGCCUGCACCUGCGCCGGACUCGGCCGCUGGCUCCUGUCGGGUAUAGCCAGGACCCCAAGCAAGGGGACCCGGUUAGUGGUAGGGCACCGGAGCCCCUAAAUUGGCCAGAGUCACUAAACCAGGUCUGCCGUAUCUGGUGUUUUUCGGGUGACGGCAAUUCCGGUUCGUGGGGAGGAAAGACCAACCGCAUCCGGUUUGCUUGGCGUUUUUGUGCAGCCUCCGGGCUUGACAUGCGCCCGCCGCCCUGGCAACGCGAAGGCGGCCAGAAGCGACAAUCGCAGGUUUGUUUCCCUUCGGCCUGGGUCAGGGGCUGCGGCCCGCGGCCCGCGGCCCGCAGGCCAGAGGGAGUUUGGGCACCAUCGCAGAAGGUAGGCGUCCACAGUCUUGGCUCAGAAAGAGCAGGACUGGAGCAACAAUUCAACUUCAUAGCUCCAUCUUGGCCAGCUUCGUUGGCGUGCUGAGUCUGCUCUUGGCGCCGCGGGCCAGAGACAGGCGUGGUGGAAAGGCGCUGUGGCUUGCACUGCGCUGGCACAGUGGAGCCCUCGUCCGUCUGCACGCUGCUUCCCUCGGGAGCCUGGGACUCUGGGCGGAGUCGGGGAAGUUCCUCGGGCCCAGGGUCUGCGCCCAGGGUCUGCGCACCGACCGGCCUUCUCGGCGGGGAAACCAUGCCAGCCAGUGGCCACCGAUUGGGGCAUUUUCUCUGCAACAGCUUUCAACCUCCAGACAUAUUGAUGACAUGGCGCCGUAGGGGGGGAGUCUAGUCGA